Molecule: messenger RNA, 5953 nt
Organism: Crotalus tigris (Tiger rattlesnake)
Lineage: Eukaryota; Metazoa; Chordata; Lepidosauria; Squamata; Viperidae
Gene: SENP2
Product: SUMO specific peptidase 2
Exons: 17
Coding region: 392-2080 (562 amino acids)
Biological process (GO): protein desumoylation
Cellular component (GO): nucleus
Molecular function (GO): deSUMOylase activity
Source: RefSeq, a predicted model, not a curated record
UAAAGACAUGAUUUACGUUAAACCAAUGUUUAAUCAUGACAUUUCAAAUAAUAGCUUAAUGCAUAUAGACUCAUAAACCACAAAUCAGAAAAUCAGAGUUUGGAAGCCAAGACGAGUUAUAUUGAACCAGAAUGCGUUUGGUUUUGUUCUAGGACUUUAGGAAGUCACGCUGAGGGUGCCUGAUUGCUUGCCUGAUGUCGGCGAAGUAAACCGAAGCGAAGCUCCGUCCGAAUUGCUAGAACGAGGCCAUUCUUGAGUCCAGCUACUCCAACUGCGCGGACCGAGAGGAAUGUUUAAAAAGGGCCUCUCUCGGUGAUAAGGGAAGGGCUUCUAUUAUUUAGUACGCGUCAUCUGUGACGUAGUUCCGGCCUGGCCGUGGAGGCUGAGGCCUAUGUACAAGUGGGUCUGUGAGACUCUGCGUUCUUGGGUAUUCUCACCUUCCUCUUGUCACCGGGAUGUGGAGCCUUCUUUACCUCGACCGCGGAAGAGACGAUAUCACAGUUCUCAGUCCUAUGUAGAAGAGCCUGAUCAGGAGCAAACAAAAAGACAAAAACUUGAUAUUUUUGGUAUAUUCACUCAAGGAAUUGUCAGUCUGAUUAAGCUACCAUCCCACUUAACAGCUAAAUAUUUUCAAGUUGGAGAUCAAUAUGCUGAAACCACAAAAGAGUUUUUUUCAAAUGCUUCUGAUGCCUUGGCUGAUAAGCAGAUGCAACCUAACUGUGAGAUGCAGAUGUGUAACUUUGAUAAAAAAGCAAGUUAUGGUACCUGUAUUCAUCCAGAUGUAGCAUCUGACUCUCGUAUUCCAGUGACUUAUAUGAGAGAUGACUUUACUUCCAAAAACAGUAACAAGAAAAGUCAUAAUGUGCUUCAAGAGGAUUUGCGGCCAUGGAGGCAUAUUACCCGCAGACAUUCAUUAGAAGCUGCUUCUUUGGAGUCUGGAAGGUGUCUAAGGAAACCUCAUUAUACAGUGGAAGAGGGAGUUCAGAGACUGGAGCAAGAGAAAUACAAAGAACUGCUUAAGCAAGGAAAAGAAAAGAGUCUUAAAAUUCACUCUUCUGCUGCAGUAGCAAAUUACCAUAAUAUUCAGGAUUAUGCCACCGGAUCCUUAAAGUUUGAUCUCAUCCCUUCAUCUGAAAUGCCAAGAAAUGGAAUCAAGAACUUUGGUCCCUUGGGCUCUAAUAAUGAUAUGAGCAGAUCAAUAAUAAUAGCAAAAAGAACAACAGAACAUGAAAAGGUAUUCAUACAGAAAAAAGAGAACUCAAUGCAGCCUUUGAUGGGAAAUGAUCUAUCAGAAGAAGUAUCACUUAGAUUAAGCCUGGUCCAGAAAGAAUCGUCAUACAGAAGACGUUCUCUGGUUGAAAUAAGAGAAAAGUAUCUAAGUUUGGAAAAGGCUACAGAGUGCUUUCCUGAGUUUACAGAGGAUAUGGAAACAGAGAUAGCAAAUGCUCUGAGCUAUGGUCAAGAUGAUGAAAUUUUGACUAGUGCCUUCAAGCUGAAUAUUACACGAAGAGACAUUCAAACAUUAAGAAACCAGCAAUGGCUCAAUGAUGUGGUCAUUAACUUCUAUAUGAAUCUUCUGGUUGAGAGAAAUAAAAUGCCAGGAUUUCCAGUACUUUAUGCUUUUAGCACUUUCUUCUAUUCCAAGCUAAGUUCUAUGGGCUAUAAUGCAGUAAAAAGAUGGACCAAAGAAGUUGACUUAUUCCAACAUGACAUAAUCUUGGUGCCUAUUCAUAUCAGACUACAUUGGGCAUUAGUGGUUAUAGAUUUGAGAAGAAAAACUAUCAAAUAUUUUGAUUCAAUGGGACAAAAUGGCAUCAGGAUCUGUAUGAGAUUGUUACAAUAUCUGCAAGAGGAAAGUAAAGCAAAGAAAAACCUGGAUAUUAAUGUUUCGUCUUGGAUACUUUACAGUAUGAAGCCUCAUGAAAUUCCGCAGCAAUUAAAUGGCAGUGACUGUGGAAUGUUUACUUGCAAAUUUGCAGACUUUGUCACUAGGGAUAAACCCAUUGCAUUUACACAGUUUCAUAUGCCUUAUUAUCGAAAAAAAAUGGUAUGGGAGAUUCUUCAUCAGAAGUUGCUAUGAUGCCAGACCACUGUUAUGGUUUCAUGUGCAUAAAACACCAUCUGAGUAUACAGUUGACUUGUGCCCAUUUAAAGGCAAAGAUUGAAAACACUCUCUUGGCUAAGCUGCAUUCAGAGAUGGGAGUUAUCCAGAAGUUAUCCAGAAGCUUUUUCUUGAAGCUUGCAGGUUGUCUAUGGUUUCAAUGCCCUGUUUGGAUUCAACUUAGUACUGCUUAUAAGUAAUGCAAUUGUAGUUGUAGCUGAUUUGUCGCAUUAAUUUUAACUGAUCCACUCAAACCAAAAUACAAUUUGGACUCGCCCUUUGAUUAUAAGCAAAAAGCAUGCUUUUUGAGCUUUAUUUUUGAAGUUUUAUUGUAUACUAACGUUGAGGCAUUUGGUCUGGAAAACUAUAGUUGGGACGACUGUAUUUUGCAAGAUAGUGAAAGGAGUGUGCUUACCCAUUGUAUGUUCCCGAGUUUAUAUUUUCAUAAAACUGGAUCUUAGUGAUGCUGAAAAAUGGAAAAUUCUGUUUGAUUUGUAACAAAUCCAUUGUGAAAGCCCUAGGUGGGAAUUAUUCUUUAUUUAAAAACUAAAAUGUUGUAUGAGAGUAUUUAUUUGUAUUCUUGUAUGUGUUGGACAUGUAUUGGAAUUCCAAGAUAGUUUAACUAAAAUGGAGAUAUCUAGUAAAAAUGAUAUAAAUUAUGUGACUUUCAUUGCCUUUUCUCUUUAGAAGUGAAAUAAGUGUUUUUCAACUAUGUUAUUAUAUGCUGCAAUGUAACAAGGGUGAGGAAUAGCAAGAUCAAUGAUUUUCUGUUUCAGAAAAUGACAAUCUUGAUUCUUUCAUUACUGUCAAGUUUUUUAGGCUAAAUGUUAAGAUUGUGCACAAUGUUAGGCUGAGGCAUAGAAAAACAAACAUUCUCAUGCCACAUAAAGAAAGCUUUCUUCCAACAGCUUAUCAUGGAAUUUAGCUAAAACAAAUACUUACUAGCCCCAGUUAUUUACUGUUUUCAGAGCCUAAUUACAGCAACCUUUUAGUAAAAUAAUAUAACCAUAAGUAUUGCUGCUACCCAUUGUUUUGCAAAGUAAUAUCACAGUUGCCCAGUUUUCUAUUAUUCUAUGCAUACAAUUUCACUUAAUUGCCUUAUUAUAUAGUAGUGGACAAUUAGCAUUUGGAGUUAACAUUGAACCCCUGACUUCUGUUAAACAGAGAUGACAAUGCAGAUAGGUUUACAGGAAGUAAUUUUAUUACAAAGUAAAGCUGUGUCCUGGGCAGAAUUAAGUCUUUUAGUGUAGAAUACAUCAGGAAUGGAAACUGAUGGUUUGUGGGCUUUUGGUAAAGAUAUAUUCAAAGUUACAUUUAAAAAAUCCCUAUCUUAUCUAGAAAUAGGUUCUAGUGGAGUGAUUAGCACUUGAUCAGUGCUGAAUUAUGCCAGCUCUUCCAGUAUAGCUCAACUAUCAAUUUUACACAUUCAAUCUAGGUGUUUGAGAAUAAUUUGACUGCAUUUCUAGUAAGCGUAGUUUAAAAGCUGUGCUCCAAAACGAGAACUUUAAUAGCAGAUAGAUACUGUCAUUUAGUGUGAAAAGGCUUAUUCAGACUAUUCAGUGGGGGAAAAGUAUACUGCUAUCAAACUCAUUGCCAUCGUUAACCCCUUUUACCAUGUCUCAGGAUCAAGGCCAGACUACCUGCCCCAAUGCAGAUAGUAGUUAACCCCUACAGCUGCAGAAGAUCAGGGAUGAUCUGCUGUUGAUACAGUGCAGACCCUGCACCUUCCGUAUUCUUCUAUCCUUUGCUGCAUAUUCCCUUCUCUAUAUGCUUGUGGGACAGUAGGGAAGGCAAAGUAUCCACUUGGCUGGACAGGACAACAGGCCUCUUCUUCCCUCCUUCUUGCAUUCUCUACGUAGAAGUAUUUCCAUGUGACUUGUGAAUAUUUGUGGCACCUUGAGAGAGGAAUUGGCCUACUGUUGCCCAUCUAAAUCCAUGAUCAUCCUUUGGCCUCUUGUACUUUGAGGAGUCACUGGUCAGCCAGCAAAGAUGCAGCUUAGUGAGGUGGCUAGUUUUGUUGGGAAUGAGGAAGCAGAAGUUAGACCCAUGCAGCCCAAAGUCUUUGCAUAUUAGAAAUCAAAAUUCUGCAAAUUCUUGGGUAAAUGGGUGUUUCUAGCUUUGAGUACGGGCUUGAAUCUUCUAUCUUUGUGCUCUAAACUGGGCAGUUUCAAGGAAUUGAAUUAAAUUCAGGACAAUUAAAGGGGGGAAAGAGCCAGAAUAGAAUUUGGAGUAUUGCAGGCCUUCCAUGAGAUCAUUAUUUCUAAGACCUUGGGUUUCUAACGGUAUUUUCAAUGAAAGCAUAAAAAGCUAGAGAGACCUGCGGCCAGAUGGGGUGUACAAUCCUGCAGCAAUCCAAUUGGAGCCCUGCAGGUUGUUGUCUCAAGUGGCUCUACAGGACAGAAUGAUAGGCCUUCAGCUUGUCUCAGCAGCAGGAGGGAAUGAGUUGGGGACUCUAUUGAGAGAAUAUGUCCUCUGUAAAGUGUGAAGUCUUUCAUGGAGUCAGAUGAUGAUGAUUUGGGGAUAAACCAAUGGAGAAUUAUUAAUCUUUGGCUCUGCUUUAUAAGAAACUCCCAACAGGACCAAGUUUAGUUCUACAAAGGAAAACAAGUAUCUUACAAAAUGCCCAGUUAAUUCUGUAUAACAGUGGCUCUCAAAUUUUCAAAACUCUCAAACACUCCCUAAUCCAGGGAUUCUCAACCUUGACAACUUUAAGACUUGUGGACUUCAACUCCCAGAAUUUGCUGGCUGAGGAAUUCUGGGAGUUGAAGUCCACAAGUCUUAAAGUUGCCAAGGUUGAGAACCCCUGCCAUAACCCAUAACCCACUAAAAUGAUAAACGAACAAAUGUGAUCGCCCAUGAAUAAAAUAGAUUAUUUCGCUGUGAUUACAGUUGGGCAGAAAAACUUCAUUUCUUGCUUUCAAUUAUAUUUUAUCUAUCUAUCUAUCUAUCUAUCUAUCUAUCUAUCUAUCUAUCUAUCUAUCUAUCUAUCUAUCUAUCUAUCUAGGAGUUCUCCAACUUUGUGGUACUGCAGCUGCCUGCUUGUGGCUUCACAAAGACUGAGGCAAUUUUUGACAAUGCUGACUUUGUUUCCACAAACCUGAUCAGAUUUUAAAAGCAACUAUGACCUAAAUUGUCUAUGAUCUCCAAGUGUCCUGACCAACUGUUGAAAACUUCUGCUGUAAGGUAUUAGCUCUCUGUAAACUUUAUCUUAGAAAAUAUUUUUUCCUGUCACAAUAAAUAGCCAGAUAUCCAAAAUAUUUUAAGUAAUCAGAUCAUCUUGGUUUAAUUCUAUAUCUUUCAUUUUAUUUGUAAAAGGCUUUGUUAAAAUGUCCCCUGAAAAUUCAGAUGAAAAAUGUGUUUUUGGAGCCCAUAUAGUGGCAUCGUAGUUAAAAAGAUCCUUCAAUGUACGCCUUCAAACAAUGGCUGGACAUAAUCUGGGAGGGAUGCUUUAAACUAGAUUGUUGCACUGAGUAUGCUGGCUCUAUGGCUGAAACAGCAUUUCUAUCUGAUUUGAUGUUUCCACUGCAAUUUAAAUGAAUGUGAACCAGGUACUUGUACAAAACACAUCUUUGUUUCUGUUCCACCCACUGACUUCACAAGACCGCAAAAGAUCCUCUGAUUAAAAGCAAGGGAAAACAUAGAUUAGAGAGAGGAAGGCUUGCACCCCAUGCAUUUUCCAACUUUAUAGUUAAAUAAAACUACAGAGGUCAGGUCUUGUUAGCUGGAUGUAUUUUGGUUUUUUUGUUUGCUUUUCCACAGAACACUGUUUGAAGUAGAGAAAACUGGUGUUUCAGUCUGAUGGUACAAUGAUAUGUUCACAGAACCAGUAUAACAUCCAUCUGUUAGCACAAA